AUGCUGGCGGGUGGUACGAACGUCCAAGUUGAACGACUAAGCCCGGAAGACCCGCAGUUAGGUGGUAGAUUUGGAAACGGAGAGUGGUAUACAGAUAAUGGUCAAUGCCUCGGUGUUCAGGACAAACCAGAAUUCUUUGCUUCCACCGCGCAAAAGGGUCACAUUCUGAAGCGAAAGCCAGCCUUUUCGAAUGACCUAGGAGAGGAAAGCAAAACAAAACAAAACAAAUACGCGAUCGUUUGUGUGCUGUCCGUUGAAAAACAAUGCCCCGGUGGUGUUACCUCAAGCGGUGAUGAAACUGCUGCGAUCAGCUGA
This is a messenger RNA of Opisthorchis viverrini, 315 nucleotides long. RefSeq lists its product as hypothetical. The transcript is spliced from 2 exons. The record is from RefSeq and is a predicted model, not a curated record. Bases 1 to 315 code for a protein of 104 amino acids. NCBI's taxonomy places the organism in Eukaryota, Metazoa, Platyhelminthes, Trematoda, Opisthorchiida, Opisthorchiidae.